UGCGAGGCGUUUCCAACACGAGCUGCGCGCUGAUCUCAGGCAUUAGUUGUGUUUGGGCACCACAGGUUUAAGCAUCACUCUCUUGGAGCUGCGUGCUUGAAACUGUGAGCGGAUCCCAAGCUGCGUCCGGAGAGGAAAACGUGCUGGAAUUAAAGCAGAAUCCGCUACGCAAAGACCGCCGUGUGUUUCCGAUGGACCGGUCGGUGCGCGCUGGCACAGGAGGGAAGUAAACACCUCCUUUAAAGGGCUAAGCAGUUUUGAAACAAUUUUGGGGGGAAAAACUGUAAGAAUGACAGCUGCCUUGGAUAUUAGUCGUGAAUGUAAACUUCAUUUUCAGAUACAGCCGUCAAAGUGAUCGCGUUCUCCUGAUUCCACUUUGCAGACCGCGCCAAUGCUGGAAUGGCUUGUGGCUUUCUGUGUUGUAAUCCUGGUGCUUUUCAUAUGGCCGGGCACCAAAUAUCUGUUUGGUCCCAACGCCUUCCCUCAGAGGCUGGGCGUUUCACAGCUGGCAGCCGGCAGCGACGGUGCCCGCUUGGUGUGCGCGGAGGGAGCUGACGGCACCGGGAAAAAAACACGCACUGUGUCGCUCAUCUGCAAGCCCUCGGCGCUGGCCAAGUACCUCCAGAAGCACUGCAGGACUUUCAGCUGCUACUCUCCGUGCGGCGGAUGGACGUGGAGAGCCAGCGCUUUUCUGCAGAGCGCGUACGAGGCGUGCUGGCCGUGCGACAGCUCGGUCCAAUUCGUGCGGGACAACCUACAGCUCAGCGACGACGGGCUGGUAUCGCUGGACUGGGCUGUGCCGUCCCACCACAGGAGACGUAGGACUUCCAGUCACUCCACCAGCCCAGUUUUGCUCAUCAUCCCCAACUCCUUCGGAAAGAUCACAAGGAAUGUGGUGAAGUUGUGUGAAUCGGCUCUAUCCCACGGCUACCUCCCUGCAGUCUUCAACCGCCGCAGCCACAAUAGCACUCCACUGACCACCCUCAAACUGCAGCAGUUUGGCGACCCUUCGGAUCUGCGAGAGGCUGUGCGCUACAUUCGCUACCGACAGCCCGCCGGAAGACUGUACGCAGUGAGCGAGAGCUCGGGGUCGGGCCUCCUCCUGUCCUACCUGGGGGAGUGUGGAUCCUCCAGUUAUGUGACGGCAGUGGUCUGCCUGUCACCUGUGUUUCGCUGCCAGAGCUGGUUUGAGAGUGGGCUAUGUUGGCCCCUGCAGUGGGUGCUGGCACUGUAUCAGAAGAUAUGUCUCAGCAGGUACAGGACGGCGCUGGGGGACAUCAUGCACACAGACACUCUUUUUUCUAGCUGUUCCCUGCGUGGGGUGGAGGAAGCCCUCUUCUGUCAGUCUGGCUACGUUGGCUCCACAUCUGGGACCAGCAGUGGUUGCAGCGCUUCAGGAGCCUGGGAUGCUUACUGGGAACGCAACGAACCCUUAAGAGACGUGGAUGAAGUGGCUAUUCCUGUUCUGAGUGUGUGCGCUAAAGACGACCCUGUGCGAGGAGACGCCCAGUCCUCCCUGCCCCUGGAGCUCUUUGAGACAAACCCACACUUUUUCCUCCUUCUAACAGACCGUGGAGGUCACUGUGGCUUCUCCACCCAGUCGAAUAGAAGUGCCGGAAGCGCAGCAGGCUCUGUGGUCGCAACAAGUACAGUGGACAACCAUGGCCCCAACUGGAGUCACAAAGUCAUGCUGGAAUUCUUCCGAGCGACCACGGACUUCUUCAAUGCAGAGGAGCGAGCGAAGCAGUUCGCUGCGAGGAGGAGAGGGCUGGGAGGAGCUGCAGGGGGGUGGGCCUUUCGUUACCGCAGCGUCAGUACUUGUAAACGAGUGCCAGCAUGUUCCCAUAAUAUUCAUGCAAUUUAUAACUGGCAGAGAUCGUAUACUCGAUGAGGUAGAGGGAAUUUUUUGAGUUUCAUUCUAUGUGUUUGUGCUCAGACUUGUAUAACUGUUGAUGAAAGCUGCAAAAUGUCUCCAAGACUGAGUUAAAUUUUUCUCUAAAUCAGCAUUUCUUUAUGUUUUUUUAUUAAAAAAAAUCAAGUCCCCUAUUGCUUGAGUCAUCGCAAUGGCUUGUAAAUAAUUUGAAAAGUAUCGCAUCAUCAUUAUUUUAUAGUUUUUGGUCAGUGCAUAUUAUGCACAAAACCUUAAACAAUUCAGAGGAAGUCAAAAGCUCCUCAGGAUGUCAGGUACAUGCACUCAGACCUGAACGAUGCUUAUCUGGGAAGGGUGGGGAAAUCAGAACCAGAGUUCAAAACAGAGUUCUCAUAAUUGGAUGAUUUAGUCAUAUUCAACAGCUGAAAUUCUUAAACUUUUGCAUUUUUUGUAUGUAUUAUUAAAAAUUCCUAUUUAAUGUCAUAUUAAUAUUUUUCACUAAAGUGAUUAUUCAUAUUCAUAUGUUCAUGUAGCAUGGAUUAUUUUUGUUAGGUUUUCCUGUUUUGAGUGCAGGUGUUGCAAUUUUUUAUUUUAUGUAAAAUACAUUCAUUGAGUCAUGCCUGGGAAAGAAAGAAAACUAAGUAGAAUUUCAAAAGAAUUAAUAAUGAAUCCUAUUUCUAAUACUAUAUACAUGGAAGAUAUAUUAUUUGUGUCAUGUUCAGGGAAAUGUCAUGUCAACAGAGAAACUGUUUCUAUUUAUUUCCAUUCUCAUCACUUAAUCAUCCGUUAUUCAAAUUCUUCAAAGCCAGCUAAUAUAAAUAUUGUUUUUUAUCCUUAAACUUUAUUUGUGUAAUUUCUUGUGCACCAACUACAUACAUUCUGAAAGACAACAGACAUGGUGCUGAGAAAAUU
Xiphophorus couchianus (Monterrey platyfish) is the source of this 2782-nucleotide messenger RNA. RefSeq names its product abhydrolase domain containing 15a (gene abhd15a). The transcript has 3 exons. Bases 392 to 1891 code for a protein of 499 amino acids. Gene Ontology annotation, molecular function: monoacylglycerol lipase activity; short-chain carboxylesterase activity. NCBI's taxonomy places the organism in Eukaryota, Metazoa, Chordata, Actinopteri, Cyprinodontiformes, Poeciliidae. Gene Ontology annotation, biological process: lipid metabolic process. The record is from RefSeq and is a predicted model, not a curated record.